AUGAGAGAGAGAGCCGCGGGCCUUUCGGCGUGCAGAUUUUCUCCAAGUGUUUUUUUCCUCUUUUUUUUGGCGUUUCUGUCCCUCACCGACGUGCGUCUGAGUGACUUUAAAUGCUUUGCAACGCUUUUCCGUUAUGCGAAGUCCAACUGUUUGGUCUGUCGUCGUGCCGCGGUGGGUGCCCGUCCAAGAUAACGGAGAACUGAUUCUCAGCCGGCCUGGUUACUGCAAUGAAUGGUAACACUAUCCAUCCAGCCAACACCACCACCACCACCACAGCAGGAGGAGGAGGAGGAGGAGGCCCAAGUGUGGCAGCGCCCCCAAGAGGCUGGAGGGAAUUCUGCGAGCUGCAUGCCAUUGCCACAGCCCGGGAGCUGGCUGGACACUACCGGAGCUUCGCCAGAGAGCGACCACAACACGACAUCCUCCCGCCGGAAACCUUCUCCAAGCAGUUCACUGAUCUCUUCCAGCAGCACUUCUGCUGUGAGGUCGACAAAGAUGGAGCUCCCCUUGGCCAGAACACAUGUCCCUCCACAACUGAGAGCGGUUCCCCCUCCGCCCCUGGGGCCCCUCCCCUUCCACCUCCUCCUUCCCAGCCGGGCAUGAUUGGUCGGCUGCGGUUCACCUCUUUCUCCGGGGCGCUGGACUACCGGGAGGCGGGGCGAUCGAGCGCUGGAGCCGCACUUUUUGCCGUCCUCUCCCCGAAGGCGGAGCCGGUGGCGGUAAGCCGGGAGCAGGAACAGCCCCUGCGGUGUUCUUCAGGAAACCCCUUAUCAGGAAACCCGGUGUUGCUCCGGGGGUCAUCCCGCAAUGCUGGUAGUGGGUCGCUGUUGGUUUGCAGCCAUAGCAAUGAGGACGUCUCUGGCACUGAGCACCGCCAGGUGUCUGAACGGUACUCCCCCGACACCACGGCAUCCAACACAUGCAAUGAUGUCACGCACUUCUCUGUCAGCCAGAUUCGUCAGAGUGUCCGGCGGCUCUUAAUGAGACGGCCCUCUCCCGGUCCCCCCUCCUCCCAGGACCUGUUUCCCAACAACGCCAGCCCGUUGAACCCUAACAAUAAUCCACCCAACAUUGGCGAUAGAGUGGUUGGCAUUUCCCCGAUGACAGAGGAAGUGACAGCCACGUCAUUGCCAUCGUCCUCCCUCACUUCCUCUUGCCUAAGCCCUGAAGCGACGCCCCCAACCUCAUCGUCAUCUUCGUCGUCUAGAGUAGCCUCUCAACUCCUGGAUCGUUUCCGCAGGUUACGUGGUGGCAGCAUGAGGCAGAGGAGGUCAGAGGGAAGCAGCUGCUGUAAAGAGGGCCAACUGAGGUACCUGCUGGUGGACGACACUAUUUCAGACACUCAGCCUCACUGGCAACGCUGCCGCCUGCUGGUCAGGAGGACCAGGGACACACAGGGAGAAGUAGGAGGAGGGGGAGGGGAAAGGUACCAGCUGGAACUUUAUGAUCCUCCAAAGGCCUCCUCUCCUAAGAUCACGGCCCGUUGUUCAGAUAUUCAGGAAGUUCGUCGCUGCAACCGUCUGGAGAUGCCUGACAACAUCAACACUUUUGUCUUAAAGGUUAACCGCUAUCCAGGUAGUUUGAUAUUUGAGACAGACAAUGACCAGCAGGUCAGCUCCUGGACCACAGAGCUAAAAGAAUGUAUCAGCAACAGGUCUGGCAGCAUGGAGCCGGAGCUCCUCUCCUCCCCGGCUGAGAGCUCUGUCCCGGCCAGCCGCCGAGGAAGCUCCGAGUCCGGAAGUCAGGGGUCGGUGACCUUUGCCCUGCCAGAGCAGGCAUACCAUAAGACCGAUCACUUCCUGUGUUCCUACCCGUGGUUCCACGGGCCCAUCUCCCGUGUGAAGGCGGCCCACCUGGUACAGAGCUCUGGUCUGCAGGGCCACGGAGUCUUUCUGGUUCGGCAGAGCGAGACGCGCAGAGGAGACUACGUGCUCACCUUUAACUACCAGGGAAAGGCAAAACACCUGCGCCUCUCCUUGACAGAGUGGGGCCAAUGCAGGGUGCAGCAUCUGCGUUUCCGCUCUGUAAUGGACAUGCUCAGUCACUUCCGCCUCUACCCCAUCCCGCUGGAGUGCGGCGCUGCCUGUGACGUCACUCUUUCCAGCUUUGUGGUGGCGGGGUCAAGCCCAUCGUCACAAGGGCAGCUCUCUGGCGCCGUCCUCGUCCCCUUCUCCUUGCAUCGCUGGAGCUCCGAGCCCAGCUUGGCUCAUUGCAGCCUGGCUAGCUGCUCCAGUUCACUCCCUUCCUCCUCCUCCUCCUCCUCCUCCUCCACCACCACCACCACCAACAGUGCCACCACUUCCCAUCCAGGCCCCAUCUCUCAGCCAGGACACCACCCACCGCCCCGCUCCAACCCGCCAACGUCAGCUCCCAUGCCUUUGCGGCGAAGUGAGUCGGUGGGGAGGAGGCCCCUCCUACGCCACCCCAGCCCCCACCCUCCUCUCCUCCCUCAGAGGGAGUCGGACUAUGAACUGGAGCCUGACCGAGGGCGAAAGCGGGCCAUAGACAACCAGUACAUGUUCCUCUGACCUGCCGGGCUUACACGCCACCUACCAUCACCUGUGACAAAGGACAAUCACACACUCUCACAAAAUCAUACACAUAAUACAAACACAGGGGUGUGUUUUGAAUUUCAUCCCCAUGCCAUUUUAUAUAUAAAUAUGUGUGUGUGAGUGUGUGAGAGAGAGCGAGAGAAUCACUGCAGGUGAGCACAUGAUGCCAAUGACAGUGAUCAUUAUCACAGCUUUUGAGCUUGUUGAGCGUACAAGUCUUCGGUCUGACGAACACGCAGUUGUGUGUAUGACUAAAGGUGCCCAUGCACGCCCGCGCAGCCAUUGCUGAGUGUGUGUUUGCCGGUGUCAUACUUCCACAUCCUCCACCCUGAGUGACCACAGUGAAUGUAUUUUUUUUUGGGGGGGGGGGGGGGAUAUAAAACAGUGUUGAGCGUGAUGAUUAUUCUCAGCACGGGAGAGGGCCACGGACGUAGUUUUGCUCCAGCCCUGGGCCGAGUGUAUUUUUCAGAUUUCCUUAAAAACACGCUGAACUUCUGCUGGAGCAUUUGAUUUUUCAUCCUGGGCACUUGAACUGAAACAACAGUGAAGAAAGCACUUCUUCUGAAAUGAAGUAAAUCAAAUGCUCCUGUCAGACGUUUGAAAGAUAUUUAAAUGCUAUUUUGCCCACUGUCUGCUGUUCUUCCCCGGGGGAGGGAGGGAGGCAGACCUCUGUCCUCUUCUUCAUUUUCACACACGGGACUGUUCAUGGGUCCCGAUCUCCCACUUUUCUUCCUGUACAGACACAAAUAUAAACGCACUCCGUUCUAGAGUGGCAGUAUUCUUAUGAAGUGUUUCUAAGAUAAUCCUCUGAUUGCACAUUUUCAUGUAUUUAAAAUGCGCUCCGUGCUUUUAGUAUGCUUUGGAAACAAUGUGUAUAUAUCUAUACACAGAUUUUUUUUUCUUCCAUAGGAACAUGGAAGAAAACCAAAAAAGUAGGGAAAACUAGGAUCAGGUCUCUGUGGUGCUCCUUGAGACUGAUUCAGCAUUGCUUCUGCCAAUCCAUAGCUUUGCUUCAGCAUUUAAGAAGAACAACACAGACUGGGGCGCCUCCGUAGCCGAAUGGUUACAAUGCGUACGUACCGCGUGGCCAUAUGGUCGCAACCGUCGCCGGUUUGAUUCCAGCCAGCAAUCGUUGUGUAUGUUAUACCUCUCCCCCUCCCUCCCUCCCUC
Molecule: messenger RNA, 3722 nt
Organism: Lampris incognitus (smalleye Pacific opah)
Lineage: Eukaryota; Metazoa; Chordata; Actinopteri; Lampriformes; Lampridae
Gene: sh2b3
Product: SH2B adaptor protein 3
Exons: 8
Coding region: 228-2528 (766 amino acids)
Biological process (GO): intracellular signal transduction
Cellular component (GO): plasma membrane
Molecular function (GO): transmembrane receptor protein tyrosine kinase adaptor activity
Source: RefSeq, a predicted model, not a curated record